Phytophthora sojae is the source of this 324-nucleotide messenger RNA. RefSeq lists its product as hypothetical. The annotation marks the transcript as partial. Lineage: Eukaryota; Oomycota; Peronosporomycetes; Peronosporales; Peronosporaceae. The transcript has a single exon. The record is from RefSeq and is a predicted model, not a curated record.
AUGCGGCUGGUUGUGUUUCUGGCGCUGCUGCUCCUUGCGGGGCUCCACUGCGUCGUGGACGCCGUUGAUGCCUCGGCCACCGCCUCAUGGAGUAACGCGACGGUGUUGGCGUCGCCGGCGCUUGAGGUUGCGCUCACGACGGGGGACACCCCGCAUCUGCCAGUGGACGCACGGAUCAAGAUCCAGCUGGACGCGCUGUUCACAGUCGCACCGGACGCGGCGCUGGAUGAUGCGGCGCUGAGUGAGGCGCUGGACGGCACUUGGAGCGUCGACGUGGACACGAGCGCCAACUCGUUGACAGUGCAGCGCAGCGGCAACGGCUCC